AUGUCGAUCGACGUCGGAGGAAUCUCCGUUCCAGACCUGCCACUCUUCUUCUCCAUGUUCCUAACCAUCUACCUGAUCGCUUACUCCGUCGUCUUCCGCAAUUGGAAGCCACAAAUCCGCCCCGAGGCCUCCAGCUGUCUGAUUUCAAUCUUCCACGGAACUCCGGCAGUCUUCCUCGCAACGCGCGCCGUCUUCUCCUCCCCCACGCGCUCCUUCUCCUCCGCCAACACCUUAGCUCAGAACACCGUCCUCGAUUUCAGCGUCGCCUACUUCCUCACCGAUCUCCUCCACUACAUCGUCUUCUACCCAAGCGACGUCCUCUUCAUCGGCCACCACCUAGCCACCCUGUUCGUCUUCCUCACCUGCAGGUUCCUCGUCUUCCACGGCGCCUGCGCCAUCCUAGGCCUCCUGAUCCUCGCCGAAGUCACCAGCGCUUGCCAGAACGCCUGGACGCUCGCCGGAGCUAGGAAGAGCGAUCCGGAGUCUCGGUUAGCCGGGAGAGUGUACGAUCUCUUGUCUCCUCCGUUUUACGCCUUCUACAGCGUCGUUAGAGGCGUGUUGGGGCCUUUGUUCUUCGGGAGUAUGGUUGCUUCUUACGCCAGAGGCGAAGCCAACGGCGUGAUUCCGAAUUGGUUGUGGAUUUCUUGGGCGGUGGUUGUUGGAACUGCGAUUACAGUUAGUAUACUUUGGAUUUGGAAUCUGUGGAUAGAAUGGUUUAGAGAAAGGAAGGUGAAACUAGGACAAGAAGACAAGAAAAUUAGAUAG
Molecule: messenger RNA, 765 nt
Organism: Microthlaspi erraticum
Lineage: Eukaryota; Viridiplantae; Streptophyta; Magnoliopsida; Brassicales; Brassicaceae
Source: the annotation of a GenBank genome assembly